Molecule: messenger RNA, 1032 nt
Organism: Fonsecaea multimorphosa CBS 102226
Lineage: Eukaryota; Fungi; Ascomycota; Eurotiomycetes; Chaetothyriales; Herpotrichiellaceae
Exons: 2
Coding region: 1-1032 (343 amino acids)
Biological process (GO): sterol biosynthetic process
Cellular component (GO): endoplasmic reticulum
Source: RefSeq, a predicted model, not a curated record
AUGGAGAUGCCUCAGGUCUACCGACCAAUUCCUCGCCGAGCUUUUGAGCUCACACCUGCCUCGACCGACUCAUCUCACCCUCCUUCGCCCGCCGAGGCUACGAGCCCUGAAUCGCUCAAUGCCCAGAAGCCUGACCUCCCCCCAAGUCGCACGCGAUCAAUCCUCAACCUGACUUCUUCCACUCUGCUUGGGAUCUACUCCCCUCUCACAUCAGAAGGGACGCGGGAUGAAACAUCGACACCUUGGGGCACAGGUGCACAGACACCCAGUAAAAGACCGAGCGUAGACGACUACAACUACGAAUCACCUGUGGUCCCAGCGAAUUGGAAAGGCGAGACCACAAAACCUCGGUUAAAGGUGAAGAGAAAAGGCUUUCGCGGCUACCUCGUGCCUUUGCUUUUGCAGACCUCACUCUUGUUCGGAUGUGGUAUUGGCUAUGGGACCAUCAUCACACAUCUGCACAAGACUCAACGUAUAACGCCGGUGCCAGUGCCUGACAUCGAUCGGAGUUCCGUGUACUAUCAGGUCUCUUGGGGUAUAUUUGGCAUCCUGCUCGGGAAUGCGUUACCUCUCGUCGAUUCUUUCUGGCAAAGAUUCGUGUCGUCUCAGGCAGAGUCGGCUAAGAGGACGGCUCUUCAGCCUGAAACUGCCAGUUCUGCCUCGUCCUCUGACAGUACAUUGGGCCCUCUGUGGUAUUCUGCCGUUCGCAGCAUGGGGGCGUUCGUUGGUAUUGCGUUUGCAGUGCGCCGGAUUCCCUGGCAAUCGACGCUGCAAGUAGCUUUGACGUUGGCCCUGGCCAACCCUGUCCUGUGGUAUCUUAUCGACCGAUCCUUGCCUGGCUUCGCUUUUUCAGCAGCCGUAAGCACCAUCGGCACUUUGGUCAUGUUAGUGGUGGACCCCAAUUUUGUGCCAGUUCCAGCGAUUCACCAGCCAAUGGCGUCUGAAAAGUUUGGUGUAUAUACUUGGUUGGCUAGCAUACUCUUCUGCACGAGCCUCUGCUUUGGAGCGAUUGGAAGGAGGCUACGAUUGUGA